Molecule: messenger RNA, 4020 nt
Organism: Helicoverpa zea (corn earworm)
Lineage: Eukaryota; Metazoa; Arthropoda; Insecta; Lepidoptera; Noctuidae
Product: mucin-5AC
Exons: 6
Coding region: 125-2941 (938 amino acids)
Molecular function (GO): protein binding
Source: RefSeq, a predicted model, not a curated record
GUCCUAACCCUCGCCGCGGACGGACGGUAUGGCGGCCGCGCGCUAAACGCCAUAACGAAUACGUGUCUGUGCUGUGAACAUAACGCGCGUCUCCGCCCCGAGCCCCGACAUCAACAACAACAACAUGACCCUAUCGCGAGGCGACAUGGUGUCGCCGAGGCCAAUGUUCCUGUUGCUGGCAACACUUCACUUCGUUGCCUUCUGUCGAGCCGGUCCCCUGGGCCCGCUGCCGAACGUGACCAGCGCUGACGUCGCCCUGAAAGAAGGUAGCUGUGCUCUGGGCGACGUGGUGUACAUGGCGGGCGACGAGCUGCCAGGCACGGGUCCCUGCGAGCGCUGCCGCUGCGAUGCCGGCGACGUGCGCUGCGAGCGCCAGCGCUGCGAGCCGCGUCCCGGCUGCAAGGCGCUGCAUCGCCCCGACCACUGCUGUCCGACAUACCAGUGCGAAUGUGAGCAAGAAGGUCGGGUGUACGGUAACGGUGAGAAGCUGGUGGACCCAGCAGACCCGUGCCGCGUGUGCUACUGCCAGGGCGGCGAGGUGGUGUGCCGGCGCAUCGCGUGCUUCGUGCGCGACGACUGCACGCCGCGCCUCGUGCCCGGCCGCUGCUGCCCCGAGUACGAUAACUGCCCUCUCAGAGGCGUAACUAGCUUGCCGGGCGUAUCAUCUUCAAUCUCAAGCUCAUCCUCGUCUGAAAACCCACAAUCGCCGAAAGAGAACAUCAAACAGGAGAUCACUAUCAAGGAAAUCACACCUGUGUCCGAAAUACCAGUGAUCACAGAUGUCAAGAUCAAGGAGAUUCUACCUUCCCCGAGCAUUGAAGUGGCUGAAUAUUCUUCGUCUAAGUCACCUCUUAUACCACGAGAGGCUACUUCCGAAAAGAAUAUAAAAGAUAUUGACUCUAAAACGGAAUCCCCCAGCAUUGUCGAAGUGCACUCAUCAUUACCAGUAAUUGUAUCUUCACCUGACGCGAUACAAUUUACUGAAGCCGAAAAUAAAAACGAAGAUGCGCCUCCCUCUAAAAUCAGCUUCUCUACGCAAGAUUCCAUACAUAGCGCAAUUUAUCCAUCAAAUGUGCCAAUAGUAGCCACUAUGGGAAUUCCUCCAGUCACCCCUGAGUCAAUACCCAUGGCAACAACCAAAGCCCCGAUCAUCGAAGAAGAAGAUUUCGACCACAAUCCCGCUUUUCCACCACUUCCAGACGAUUUAGCUGUUUUGAGAAAUCACGAGGAUGAAAUUGUGCCAGAACAAGUUGUCGAUAGCGACCAUGUAUCAAGUCACGACAUUACUGUGGCAAAUGUAGCUCCAACUAUCCUACCAGAAGUGAAGGAAACGUUGGCAACUACACCGAAGGAUCUUCCUGAUACAUCUACAAUAACGACAACAGAAAAUCCUAAAACAUCAACUGAUGCGACGACACCUUCCCAAGCCGACAUCCCAGCCAGUACUGAGGCACCUGCCUAUAAAGAAAGUCCUAUGCUUAAUUUGAGGUCGGCCAUACCAACGGAGAUACUCAAUGCUCCAUCAAUAGGGCCUGAAGAUAUACCUGCAGAGUUAGACGAGACAACAAUAUUUGCUGAUGUCGUUACGCAAGCAGCAAUCACCACAGUUACAACUGAAGAACCCAAGAAACUAGAAGAAAUUAUCACACAAAAAGCAGAAACGACUGUUGAUUUUAGAACAUCAAGUGAACUGAUUACAUCUGUAGGCCCUGAAUUUGAAACUUCUACCAUACGUAAAGUAACGGAAACUGAACUAGAACCAAGUACAAAGGAACAGGAACAAACUACCAGCUCUAUAGCGAAGUCCAACGUUGCGACUGAAGUUACUUCGCAGACAGAACUUAGUUCCCUGCCAAUCGAAACUAGCGAUCAGAACCCACCUGAGGUACCUGAGAAUACCACAAAUGAUAAGGAAGUAACUUCUACCGCAGAUCCUUUAGAUAUCAGCUCUAAGUUGCCUAUCACCAGUUCUGAAAUUAUAACUGUAUCAAGAUCAGCCUCUAACGAAAACACUGGCUUUGAGAAUGUAGAAACUACGGAAUUCAUCGUGUCAUCAUUUGGCUCCUCUGAAACUGCCACAGAUGCUGUUGAGUUAAUUAAAAUAUCUGCGGACCCUGAAAAAAAUGCAGCGAUUAUUGAAUCUACUGAUGGUCGGAAAUCAAAUGAAUUGACAGACCUCAUAGAUCUUGUUCGUGACGUAGCAUCUAUCAGCGACCACGUAGAGGAAUCCACUACACAACAACAAUCCACGACUGCUGCAAGCAUUUCCGAUUCUGAGGAACUAAUUCCAGUUAAUGCAGGAUACAAGAGCAAAAACAAAAACAUCAAUCAAAACUCCAUCACGGAGGUGCCGCUCAAAAAUAAAAUCAAGCCCAAGGUCGAGAUCGAGGACGACGAGUCUGAGAGCGUCACAGAUUCACCGCCACCCUUCGAUAAGGUGGAGCCCACUACGCGCAGACCCAUCAUAGACAACGUGUCAGAUGACGUCAACAUCUCUGAAAAUAAGACCGAUAAAAAGGAUAUUGAAAUUAUCACGCGAUCCUAUGUUCCCACGAUCAAUCAUCGGCGACCUACUAAAGUUGUAAUGAAGAAGAGCAAUGAGAAACCGGCAACAUCUGAGGAGUCAUUGGGGGUGUCAGCUUCGGCUGAGACUACCACUGAUUACAGCGUCUCCAACGAAACAAGCGGUUCAAAUGAAACUGAGGGUUCAGAAAUACUCUCUAGCGUAACAUUGCAUGCGCCUUCGAGCACUGACUCGAGUAUCGUUACCACUACUGCUGCCGUGAGCAUCGAUGCCAUCAGUACGGGCGCUCCCACCAGCACACUUGCUCCCAGCACUGUGACGGAAGCCAGCAGCACGGUCGCGCCGACGAGCACGCCGGUCCCCGACAGCGGCGCGGCGGCCACCACCCCCGGCGCUCCCCCGAGCUCGGCGCAGUGAGCGGCUGCGCCCUCACCCGCAUGGAACCUCAGCUAAUUAGCAUUUUAUAGAGAGUAAGUUUCGUUCUUGAAACUGUAAGUUAACGUAGAGACUACUAGGUUUAUAGGUGUAUGCGACCCUUUCGGAAUCGAUCAUAUUCCUCGUCAAUUGAUAGCCGAUGAUGGGAUACCCGUCUACGGUUGUUUAUAUGUAUUUUGUAUUGUAAGUAGACGGCCGGGACUGGCUGGCCGAAUUUAUGUGUAUUAGCUGGACAAAUUAUUUAUAAUACAUAGGUUAGCGUUAGGGAGCGAGCGUGGCCGGCGCGGCCGCCGCCCGCGAUGCAGCGAGGCGAGUCGGCGGCUCCUCGCGUUAGCGGAUAAGUUAUUUAUUUGUUUAGUGAGAGAUCGUGAGUAGAGUGAUCGAUAAGUAAGCAACCAAGCUAGUCAACUUGUGACAGUGCAGGCGCGCCGCCGGCCGCCGCACCAGACGCCACGUUGCCAUUACUGCUAGCUGUAUUUAACGAGAACAUGACAAGCGCAGACGUUAACGUAAGCAUUCCGAGAAUAGAUUUAGUUCCUUUAUUUCGUGUAAGAACAAACUGUAGCGCCGCGUCGCAGGCGCAGCGCAACACUAUAUCAUAACUAAAUUUGGUACAAAUCGAAUUUGAUAUUUAGUAUAUUGUCUACGUUAUGAAACGAUAAUGUUUAGGAGUAGACGAGUUAGUUAUAUGUGAUCGCACGUACACUUUAUUUAUUGCACUUAGCGGCGGUGUAUCGCGAGGGAUUCUACCGGAAGGCUCAAGCGUAGCGUAAGGAUAAAUUAUUGUAAUCUACGUACGUUGUAAUGAAUGUUUACUUCUCAUAGGUUCGUUCGGUUCCAUUGUCUGCUACGGUCGGUUCAUUAGUUGUGACUCCUGUGCGCGCGUGCGCAGACGGGCCGCCGCGCCGCGCAUGCGCCGGACGCCCGUGUGCGCACGCGCUGUAGUGCGGCUUCUUGCUCCGGAAGACUGUUACUUUUCCCGGGCAAUAAGCGCACGUGCUCACUGUAUUAUUUAAUUAAUGAUUAUUGUUUUUUUUACAAAUAAAAGAAACCUAGACUGA